This is a messenger RNA of Notodromas monacha, 671 nucleotides long. NCBI's taxonomy places the organism in Eukaryota, Metazoa, Arthropoda, Ostracoda, Podocopida, Cyprididae. The record is from the annotation of a GenBank genome assembly.
UAUCGAAUUGUUCGCCGAUUUUCAGGUCAAAUUUAUAGCCCGCCCAAGUGUAGUGCGUUUAGAUAUGACUAAUCAUGAGAAUGAUUGUGGCGAAAUGCAUGAUGAGGAAGAGGACAAACCUGUCGAAAAGAUGAAAAAGCAUGAUAGUGGAUUAGCAGAUUUGGAGAAGGUCACGGAUUACGCUGAAGAGAAGGAAAUAGCGUCCGGUGAUAUUAAAGGGGCCAUCUCGGUGAUCUUGGAAAAGCGACGUUUGGAGACACAGAAGAAAGCUGCUUAUGAGCGUGAGCUUGCCAAAGUUCAGAUUAACAAAGAUGACGUUGAUGUCAUUAUGAAUGAAUACGAGCUUCCUCGAACGAAAGCUGAACGGUUCUUGCGUAUCCACCGUGGGGAUGUUGUCGAAGCCCUCACUAGUUUGUUGAAUAAUGACAUAAUUUCAUGAUCUCCUGUGUGUUGUUCUUGUGUACUGAAUCUGCAAUAAGAUUAUGGUGUUGUAAGAUGGACGUGGUAAUUCGAUGAUUUGUUCUUAAUAGCUGGACUAUUCGAUAGAGGUAUUUUCUCCUCUAGCUGUGAUGCAGCUUCCUCUCGAAUUCCCUUGCAGUUCUGGCUUCCGUUUUUUGUUUCAUCAGUCACUAGGGACGUCCUUCUUACAACGAAGCCGCAUCUUUUAACAA